ACGCCCAAUUUUUCUUCGCCCGCUAACCCAUCUAUCAAUCUUCCGUGGCUCUCCCUGUAAAAGCUCAGGAUAGAAGGAGCAACAGAUGAGCCACGCUUAGGACCAUGGCUAUGGCAUGUGUAUUUCUGACUCCACCUCCUCCUCUUCUUUCAAUUACCGCCUCCAAGUCUCAUCAUUCUUCUCUUAUUACCACCCACUCCGCAAUUCUGCCCUUCACCUCCUCAUCGACGCCCCUCAGACCAAAAACAGCCUUCCAUUUCCACAAGAUUCUCCUACGGGAAACCCAUGUAUGGAGGACCUACGCUACCCCUGAGGAGGCCUUGCCUUCAGACACUGUAACCCCUCUUGAGAGCUCUCAGCAGAUAGUCUUCUCCACUGAUGAUGGAACCGCCAACAUCAUAUCGGCUCUUCUCUUCGUUGCCUUUGCUGUUUUGUCCAUCCUCACUGUUGGGGUAAUAUAUUUAGGAGUAACUGAUUUCUUGGAGAAGAGGGAGAAAGAGAAGUUUGAGAAGGAAGAGAAGGCCACGAAGAAGAAGAAUGGGAAAAAAAGAAGGGUGAGAGCAAGGGCAGGACCUAGGGGAUUUGGGCAGAAGAUUAAUGAGGAUGAUGAUGAUGAUUAGCAUUUGCAGAUGUAUAAUGUAUCUCUAGAUUUUGGCAUUUUGAAGAGUUGGUUUACAUUUUGAUUC
Molecule: messenger RNA, 686 nt
Organism: Manihot esculenta (cassava)
Lineage: Eukaryota; Viridiplantae; Streptophyta; Magnoliopsida; Malpighiales; Euphorbiaceae
Exons: 2
Coding region: 105-620 (171 amino acids)
Source: RefSeq, a predicted model, not a curated record